UAGUUAUAUAUGUUAGUAUUGUUAAUAUUUAGUUAUAUAUAUAUAUUAGUAUUGUUAAUAUUUAGUUAUAUAUGUUAAACCGAAUUGAAGGAGCAUCUCGCACAUAUAGGGAAGAAUGUCAAUAUGUUUCGAUGUUUUAUUGUUUUAUGUUAGUAUGUCAUUUGUUACAAGUAAUAUGUUUUCAUUAUACUCUCGUUACAUGAUAUUAUGUCUUGUUCUUGUUUAUAUGAGACAUGUUAGACCUAGUCUGGGAGCACAGAGAGAAGGUUGACACAUGUUUCAAGUGUAAGGGCCUGUUUGGUUUGUGGCUAAAUGUGCCCCACUUUGCCUAAGGUUAGUCGUUCGAAUUGAAUAACUAACCUUAGGCAGAAAAGUUAGGCAAAGUGUGGCAACUGAGGUAGUGAACCAAACAUGCCUUAAGUAUUACAGUGAAACAAAGAGCGGAGGGGGUAGUACCCUAUUGAAGGAGCAUAUCGCACAUAGACGGAAUGAGCACAUAUUAGGAUCCUUCCCAAAUGACUAAGUGCUACGACUCGAGCUUAAUACGUGAGUAUUGUGAAACAUGUCGAUCUAUGUGUCGUGGGAGAACUUUAAAAGAACUUGUAUUUUAGUAUUAUGAAGUUUGAUGAUUGUUUGUUACAUGAGAAUUGAAAUUUGUGGUUGUAAUGUAUGCUGCAUGUUAUUUUAGUGAACAUAAGUUGUAUGAAUCGAGCAAAUUAUAAGUGAAUCCUGUCACUUUUGAUCGAUUUUGCCAGUUUUCAUCGAUUUACCCGUGGAUAGCGGUUUUUUUUUACCCAAAACGGUUUGAUAAUCGUUGGUCGAGCAACGUUCGUGCCAAUCGAAACCGAGAUCGCCAGGCCCAUGACACAGUACGACGGUGGCUGCGCGGUUGGUCAGUGAGUCACGGCCAAAGCAAGCACGCCUCUCAGACACGAAACUGCAGUGUGUAACUUAUCUCCUGGACCGCCCGACCGCCGCCAAUUCAGCUCGGCGAUUCGUUUCGGUGCCGCCGCAGUCGAGCGGAGCGGAGCCAACCUCCUGCAGUGCCAGGCGCGUCCGGGGCCGAGGGGCGACGGCCAACCGAACGGGAGAGUGUCAAGUCAAGUGGGCGGAUUGCGGGAAGGAAGGAAAACCUCCCGCGCGACUCGCGCCUCCGCCCUCCUCGUCCUCGUCCUCGUCCUCCAUUCCAACCCCUGCGUUUCGGAUUCUGUUGCGCCCUCUCCAGAGCCUCGGCGAGCGGUGGAAACUCUAGGUGGCGGCGACGGCGAUGGCGUCGGCGAGCAGGGGCACCGGGGUGGCGCCGGCGGGCGAGCCCGGCAGCCCGAGGGCGUGGGGCGGCGAGGACGAGGCGUGCAGGGCGAGGAAAGUGAAGCUGAUGUGCAGCUACGGGGGCCGGAUCGCGCCGAGACCCGGGGACGGGGCGCUGCGGUACGUGGGCGGCCAGACGCGGCUCAUCUCCGCCCCGCGCGCCGCCUCCUUCGCGGACCUGCUGCGGAAGGUGGAGGCGGUGGACGAGGCCUCGGCCUCCUCUGGCGGCGGGGUGGUCCUCAGGUACCAGCUCCCCGGGGAUGACCUCGACUCGCUCAUCUCCGUGUCCGGCCCGGAGGACUACGACAACAUGAUGGAGGAGUACGAGAAGCUGGCCGCCGCGGCGCCCGACGGCUCCGCCAAGCUCCGGGUCUUCCUCUUCCCGGCCUCCGGGGCCGACGCGGGGCCCCAUCUCGCCGCCGUGGUGGACGAGUCCGGGCAGCGGUACAUCGACGCCAUCAACUGCGUCUCCACGGAGGCCAUUGCCACGGCCACGGCCAUGCGGCGGAAGGACGGCGUCGCCAGCGCCGGCUCCUCCGCGCACAACUCCGAGGCGGCCGAGUACAGCGGUCUAGUCGAAAGUACGUCGCCGCGGGCGGUGCCGCCGCCUGCUUCCGUUGCGACUGAGUAUUCGUAUUCAGGUGGAGCGCAUUACCUCCGUGCUUUCCCGGAGUCGGUUGGGCUCACUGCAGUCUCGGCGUCACCUCUGGCGAUGGGCAUCCCGGCUCAAAACCCCAUCCUGGUUAGGACAGAGCAGUCGACGUUGCCGCCUCAUCAGGUUGCUGCUGUUUAUGCAGCAGCAACACAGCAUCAGCCGCCUCAAGUGACCACUUAUGUGCAGGAGCAGCAGCAGCAGCAGCCUCAAGGCACCCAUUACGUACCACAACAGCAGCCUCAGUCUGCUGCUUAUGUGCAGCAGAUGCCGCAGUCGUAUAUAGAGCCGCAGCAGGUACACUACAUCAACGCCCAACAAUUUGGUGUGCAUGGGGUGCCACAAUCUGUCAACUAUGUGCCUGUGCAAAUGAGCCAAUUCAUGCCCAACAUUCCUGUGACGGGCUCUAUGGCGACCACUGCUGCUCAAGUGGGAAAGUUGAAGCCCGCUUCCGCAGGUGUAGAACCUGUUCCAGAGACCACGCAGUUCACAAGGCCAGUGCAAGCUCAGGUUGAUCAGAGUUACCGGGUGGUGCACACUCCACUGUCACAGCUUCCUCCUUUGUCUUCUGUGCAUCUGCAGACAAAUGAUGCGCAGAGGCAGAAAUUUGGUGCCCAACAAGCGAUGACAAGCGCAGUAAGCAUGCCAGUGGUGACCAGCUCAGGCACAAUUCCUGUUGUGGUUAGCUCGGCCACUGUUCCAUCAUUGAGGUAUGAUGGUUGCACAAUGUGCCAAAAAGCAUUGCCACAUGCCCAUUCGGAUAAUACUAUCCGGGAGCAGGGAAGUUCUUGUGCAAUGGGCAACCUUGAGGCAGCUCCAAUGUUUUACAGCCCACAUCAAGGCACCGCAUCCAACAAAUCUAAUCCAGGUGCAAGUUCAGGAACACUCACGAACUAUGUGGCAGAACCAAGAGCUGGGAACACAGCAGUGAUGGCACAAUUUGAUUCGACUCUUCCUGCCAGAAAACCUGCAGUCCAGGCGACUGCAUAUGCGGAUACAGUUGUGCCGGUUCAACCCACCAUUAUUGCUUUCCCAGUGUCUAGUGCACCUGCUCCAAAAGGAGUAUUUGUGGGUCAUUCUCCUUCGGCUGGGGCUGAAGAUCAUGUCAGGUACCAGCAGCAACCAUUCUCUUAUAGCAUGCAACCGCCGCUAGUUCCAGUGAAUGUCCCACAAGGCAUUGGUGCCAGUGCAUACAAAGAUUCAAAUCAUGCAGCAGUGGAACCGCUUAGAGAAUAUGCCCGUGAUCUUCCUCAUGACUAUGCUAGAGCUAUUGAUGCUCGUAUGCAUGCAGUUCAUUUGGGUCCUAUUGCACCACCAGAAUCUAGUGUGCAAGGAAAUCCUUCUAUUCCUCAUGUUGUCAUUGAUCAUGCCAAAGUUGGGAAGCCACCUGUAAAUAAUGAUGUUACUUCUUUCUGCAAAUCUCAAGCUGGAGGGUAUCAUAUGGGGAUCACAAAUGCCUUUACUGCUCCUGUUUUAACCCAAGAGGACAACAUUGCCAGGCACAGUGAGCAGCCACCUUGUGAUUUUGAUGUUGGUGCACAAAAUGUCCAACCUGACAUAAUCCAGCGACCACCACUCAAUCUGCCUGUCCAGAGCAACCUUAGAGUUCCGAUUGAACCACCUGUUUCUAAUGAAAAGUUCACCGUUCAACCAUCUAACUCUGGUGCUCAGCUUCCUGCUGGGCCUCCUCUACAGCAUCCUAAGGAAAUGCCCAAUCACUUGGUUUGUGCUCUCCCCAAUCGUAGCAGUAAAUUUCAAUUGCAGGCUACUGUUGGAAUUGAUCGUGUUGAAGCUACACAAGAACCAGCAUACACUGAUUCACUUUUCUCAAAUCAGGAUCCUUGGAAAGCAGUGGGCAAUGCUUCUUUAGUGCCUCCAAGACCAAGCAAGUUAACUAAGGAACCUGUUGUUUCUGGAGGUCAAUAUGCUGAUGGUCAUAUGCCUGAUAUGAACACACAUGCUGCCUUACUCUUUGAAGAAGACCCAAGUUUAAAGGAUAUCCACACAGUUAAAUUGAACAAAGGAUUUGGGAAAGCUAAUAUUAAGCGACAAUUACAAGAUGUUGCUGAAGGGGUAGCAGCAUCAGUUCUUCAGCCAUCCUUUCCUGAAAAACCAGCUGCAUUCUCUGGGGAUCACAUCGAUUCACAUGGAGCAGUAAUUGAUGUGAAAGUUCAGGGUGAAGGGAAUAAUCAGUCAGACAAAACAAGCCAGGGGAUUCAAGUUUUAGAUGACAUCGAUAAACUUCAGAUAAUAAAGAACAGUGACCUUGAGGAAUUGCGUGAACUGGGUUCUGGAACCAUUGGUACUGUGUACCAUGGAAAGUGGAGAGGCUCAGAUGUUGCUAUAAAGAGAAUCAACGAGCGAUGUUUUGCUGGGAAGGCAUCUGAGCAAGAGCGUAUGAGGACUGAUUUCUGGAAUGAGGCAGACAAGCUUGCAUCUUUGCACCAUCCAAACGUAGUAGCAUUGUACGGUGUUGUUCUAGAUGGACCUGGUGGAUCUGUUGCAACGGUAACGGAGUACAUGGCUAAUGGCUCACUCCGACAAGCAUUGCAAAGACAUGAAAACAGGAUCUUUGAUCGGCGUAGACGUCUAUUAAUUGCAAUGGAUGUUGCUUUUGGAAUGGAAUAUCUCCAUGGGAAGAAUAUAGUGCAUUUCGACUUGAACAGUGACAAUCUGCUUGUCAACCUAAGGUAUCCUCAACGACCAAUAUGCAAGGUUGGUGAUUUGGGAUUAUCAAAGGUCAAAUGCCAGACACUUAUCUCUGGUGGAGUGAGAGGAACACUACCUUGGAUGGCCCCUGAGUUGUUGAAUGGCAGCAGCAGCCUCGUCUCUGAAAAGGUUGACGUUUUCUCGUUUGGCAUCGUGAUGUGGGAGCUACUCACGGGUGAAGAGCCUUACGCCGAACUGCACUACGGUGCCAUUAUAGGUGGGAUCGUGAAUAACACGCUGCGACCUCCGGUGCCCGAGUCCUGUGACCCCCAGUGGAGGUCACUGAUGGAGCAGUGCUGGUCAGCCGAACCCUCGGCGAGGCCGAGCUUCACCGAGGUAGGCACGAAUCUGCGCGCCAUGGCGGCCGCUCCUACCAAGGCACAACAAUCGAAAUAGACGGUUUUAGCCUUCUGCCUCCUGCGCCACCUUCUUUUUAGCAGGCUGUUUCAGUCUUCAAACCGAGGAGGUGCCGUCCCUAGCCUAGCCUGGCUUUUUUUUUUUGUACAUGAAUAAGUUGAAGAAAGAUAGGAGAAUGUCGUGGCAUGCUUAUAGAGUCGAUGGAUGGUUGAUGCUUCCUGUCUUGCUUUUGGAACGAAUCGUGGAAAUAUAUAGUACAACGUAGUGUAAAGAUUGA
This is a messenger RNA of Zea mays, 5303 nucleotides long. RefSeq names its product Protein kinase superfamily protein with octicosapeptide/Phox/Bem1p domain. The coding region runs from base 1268 to 5065 and encodes 1265 amino acids. The record is from RefSeq and is a predicted model, not a curated record. Gene Ontology annotation, molecular function: ATP binding; protein kinase activity; protein binding. The transcript has 9 exons. Gene Ontology annotation, biological process: signal transduction; protein phosphorylation. NCBI's taxonomy places the organism in Eukaryota, Viridiplantae, Streptophyta, Magnoliopsida, Poales, Poaceae. Gene Ontology annotation, cellular component: cytoplasm.